AUCUCCCACCGUUAGAAGAGAAGCUAACGGCAGCAGCCCGAGGAGAGAAGCAGCGUCCAGCUUGGUAACGAGCCGUCGUGAAGAACAGUCGAGAACAGCUUUAGGCGAGAAACCAUGCCUCGUGUUUAUAUCGGAAGACUGAGCUAUAAUGUACGCGAAAAAGACAUUCAGCGAUUUUUCAGCGGAUAUGGAAAGCUCUCGGAAGUCGAUUUAAAAAACGGCUAUGGAUUCGUGGAGUUUGAGGAUAACCGGGAUGCCGACGAUGCCGUGUACGAGCUGAACGGGAAGGAGCUGUGCGGGGAGCGGGUGAUCGUCGAACAUGCCCGGGGACCGCGGCGAGACCGAGAUGGCCACGGUGGGGGUUACUUGGGUGGUGGGCGCAGUAGCGGUUACAGCAGCCGGACCCACACUGGCAGGGAUAAGUAUGGACCUCCAGUCCGUACCGAGUAUCGUGUCGUCGUGGAGAACUUGUCCAGCCGAUGCAGUUGGCAGGACCUCAAGGACUUUAUGCGUCAGGCAGGAGAGGUGACUUAUGCAGACGCCCACAAGGAACGCACAAAUGAAGGUGUAAUUGAGUUUCGGUCCCACUCGGACAUGAAGAGGGCCAUUGACAAGCUGGACGGUACGGACAUUAAUGGGCGGAAGAUUCGUCUGGUGGAGGACCGACCUCGCAAACGAAAGUCAUACUCUGGCAGCCGCUCCAGAUCUCGUAGUCAUCGCCGCUCCCGCAGCAGGAGCCGCAGGAGCUCUAAGAGUCGCUCCAGAUCCCACUCCAGGUCUGGUUCACGUAGCAACAAGAGGCGCGGCAAUUCCCGCUCCAGGUCUGGAAGGAAGUCUCGCUCCAAGUCAGGAGAGAGCAAAUCCCGCUCUCGCACCCGCAGGUCCCGUUCUCGAUCCCGCAAAUCUAAAUCUCGUUCGCGCAAAUCUCAGUCCGGUUCGGCCGACCGAAAUUCCAAAUCCCGUUCAAAGAGUCGUUCAAAGGUGAAGUCAGAGCGGGAUUCUCGCAGUCGAUCCAAAGAGGUGUCUGUUGACAAGAAAUCCCGCAGUCGUUCAGCUUCCCCAGUAGAGAACGGGAAGGAGGAGCAUGUCGCCAAAUCUCCCUCCCGCUCCCCAACCCCACACGAGGAAGACCGCCGAUCCAAGUCCAAGGAGAAAUGCUCAAGGUCUCGCUCACGGUCUAGAUCAGCUUCUCAGGAUUAGUGGAAUUAGAAAAGGAAGAUGUUUCUCAUUGUCAAGCUUGAUCUCUAUGCUGUACAUAAUGAGCAUUAUCAUCAUACUGGCUUAUGCUUCCUGGCUUGUCUACUUUUCUCCUUCAAGUGUGCACUUGUCUUAAACAUGUUUUAGAUGCCGUUUUAUUAGAGAAUGCACCACAGGCAACAAUUACACAUUUUCUCCCUGGUCAUUUUCAAAAACUGAAGUGCUUGUCUUCAAAUCUUUUAUAGCUGAUUUAAGUCAAAGACAUUUCAACUUGGUAAACUAGGUUUGUCACACCAGUCUUUUUCCCCCUUCUAUUUAUCAAAAACAGGUUUACAGUUUAAUUAAAAAAUGACGGUCUUUAUUUUACUUUUAUCAUCAUGAUUGUGCAUCUGUUUGCAACAGGCCUUUUUUCUUUGUUUGAUUGAUACAGUACACUAGCGUAAGUGUCCCCAGUACAUUAAUGCCUGGAGCCUCCAUCAGUCAUUGUUUGAUGUUUUUUUUUUGCUCAUUCAAACUGCAUGGUUGUGGGAGAAAAGUAGCUUUUGGCUACAGCAUUGCUCACCUUUUUUGAGCUGCCGUCUCAAUAAUUGCUUUCUCAAGGAAUGGGCGAUCUUUGUAUUGUCUUGCGGCACUCUAAAAUGCACAACUGGGCUGCAAGAACUUGUACUGCAUAUUUACAAGAAAACAUAAGGGUUUGUAUUUCAUGUUUGAACUACUUGCAUUGUAGGUGGACUAUUAAGAUCCCUUUUUAACCUCUUGUACAUAAACCGUGUAAUCAGCCUCAGAAACGAAUUUCUUUCUUUUUGUUGCUACUGAUGUUUGGGUUUUUUCUAACCCUGAGAAAGUAAUGUGUGGAUGACCUUUUUACCUUUUCAGUUUGCCUAUAGCUUCAAGGCCUCAAAUGCAAUGUCCCAUUUUUCUUGCAUUUUCUGCUUUGUUCUGAUUGCAGCCCUGAAAAAGUCAUUUUCAAUUAUCCAGUUAUUUUUUCAAGCCUCUGCUAUUUAAAGUGCGCAGCUAGUACCGGAGUUUUUGUACUUAAGAGGUACAUCAUUCAAAUCUCUGGAGGAUCUGUUUGUGGGUUUAUUACGAGCACCAUCAGACUUACUGGAUACAUCCCCUCUCCAUCUUGUGGAAUAGAUUCAUAUUUUUUCUCCAUGCAAAUGAGAUCUAAUGGAAAAAUGUCCUUUUUUAUUGUAUGUUCAAUUAAAGAUCUUAAUGAAAAAAU
Messenger RNA from Cottoperca gobio, 2422 nucleotides. RefSeq names its product serine/arginine-rich splicing factor 6-like. The record is from RefSeq and is a predicted model, not a curated record. Gene Ontology annotation, molecular function: mRNA binding. The transcript is spliced from 6 exons. Bases 115 to 1200 code for a protein of 361 amino acids. NCBI's taxonomy places the organism in Eukaryota, Metazoa, Chordata, Actinopteri, Perciformes, Bovichtidae. Gene Ontology annotation, cellular component: cytoplasm; nucleus.